Molecule: messenger RNA, 1453 nt
Organism: Lates calcarifer (barramundi perch)
Lineage: Eukaryota; Metazoa; Chordata; Actinopteri; Centropomidae
Product: butyrophilin subfamily 1 member A1
Exons: 5
Coding region: 268-1104 (278 amino acids)
Source: RefSeq, a predicted model, not a curated record
AUUUAUAGUCGUGUGAAAAAGAAAGUACGGUGUGUGAAUGUGCAGCGUCCUGGCAGUGAAACAAUGGAAAUGGUUCACAUGCUGGACCUGACGUUCACAAAGAUCUAAUAAUCUCAAAGCGACUCACUGAUACAGUAGUACUGAUACAGUAGUACAAUACACAACAGUCACGUGAUGGACCACUUACUGAUGGAGUCAAAAGAAAGAUGAUGGGUACAGUGUCAGAGACAGACAGGAGGAAGUGGCAAUGGAUAAAUGUGAAACAGUAUGAUCCACCACAGACUCUCAUAUCUGUCUGAUCACACACUGAAGACUCACAGGAUGAACUUCAGAGGAUUGUUUGAACUUUUCUUGUUCAUCAGUUUGAUUUCUGCUACUAAAGGUGGAGCCAAGUUAAUUGGACCGUCAAGGCCAGUGCUGGGAUUAGUUGGGGACGAUGUGAUCCUGCCAUGUAGCCUGCAACCUGCAGAGAGUGUUGCUGAGGCCACAGUGGAGUGGUUGAGGCCUGACCUGAGUAACAGUAACGUCUUCAUUUUCCGUGAUGGGCGGGAGUCAUACCAAGACCAAAACCCAUCCUUCCAACAAAGGGCAACUUUGUUCCUACAGCAACUUAAGAACGGCAACAUGUCGUUAAAACUGAGUCGUCUUCAACUCUCCGAUGCUGGGGACUACACAUGCAAAUGGAUCAAAUCAGGGUCGCAAACCUCCAUCCAAGUCCGUCUUGCCAUAGGUGCUGUUUCUGAGCCUAAAAUCUACGCUAAGAGAGAAGGCACAAAGGUAGCUCUGCAGUGUGAAGCUAACAACUGGUACCCACAGCCUGAGAUGGAGUGGACGGACGGGAAGGGAAACAUCAUCUCUCAUGACUCCAACAUUACAAAGAAUGGUCAAUACUACUCUGUCCAUGGAACAAUCGAAGUGGAGAUGACAGAGAAUGUUUACACCUGUACAGUUCGACAACAGAACAUCAAACAGUCCAGGGAAACAAAUUAUACAGUUGUCUGCCAGGAAGCAUCCUCACAGCCAAUCAUAUGGGCUAUAGUUUUUGGACUUUUAUUUGUGAUUUCUGCUGUUGCUGGGAUUGUGGCAUGCAAACGUGGGCGCUAAGCUUGACCUCAGCCUGCUGGCAGCCUUUCUAGCCUAUAGCGUUGAGCUUCAGGUUGUUUUCACUGCACUACAUGACCAGCUGAUCAAUCUCCCUCCUGUAUGUGGACCCAUCCCCAGGUGCUGCUGAUGGUGUACAGCGAGAAGAGUAGAGGGGAGAGAACACAGCCUUGAGGAGAGAAAAAAUUUAGAAAUGUGACAAAGAUUUGUAAAAUUGCUAUGUUACUGUAUUGUUAUUCAUUUAAGGGUUUGAUGGAGCAGAUGACUUGGCUCACAGAGAUCUGUAAAUACUGCUUAUUAAAAGUGUAACUGUAUUACCUGCAUGUAUGCCAAUAAAGUCCUGAAUCUUGAA